GUCCGUUUGGGUCAAAUAGAUUAUGAUCACUGACUGGAUGAAAGGCAAGACCUGUGGGCUCUGUGGAAAUGCUGAUGUGGAAGUCAGACAAGAUUAUCGUGCACCCAAUGGACGCUUGGCCAGAAACUCUGUCAGCUUUGCUCUUUCCCGGAUCUUACCAGCAGAAAACUGCAAAGACAACUCUGAGUGCCGAAUGAAGUUUAAAUCGGUCCAGCUGGAGAAGAAGGUUAAUGUCCAUGGUCAGGACUCCACAUGCUUCUCUGUUGAACCUGGCUGUCUGCCUGGCUGCUCUCCAGUCAAAACCACCUCUGUCAAUAUUGGCUUAAAGUGCUUUGCUCCUGCUUCCACUUGGAAUUUCAAUAACAUCUUUGACUGCAGUGCUGAUCUAAGGAACUCCACAGAGGCUCAUCUUUCCUGCAGCUGCAGUGCUCAAUGUUCCUAAAAAAAUAGUUUUGUU
Messenger RNA from Oryzias latipes (Japanese medaka), 457 nucleotides. RefSeq names its product vitellogenin-like. The record is from RefSeq and is a predicted model, not a curated record. NCBI's taxonomy places the organism in Eukaryota, Metazoa, Chordata, Actinopteri, Beloniformes, Adrianichthyidae. Gene Ontology annotation, biological process: cellular response to estrogen stimulus; response to estradiol. Gene Ontology annotation, molecular function: lipid carrier activity.